UAUAUAAUAUUAUCGAAGAAGGAAUUUAUCCAUCACCAUCAAUUUUAAAAUAUACUGCAAAGCCCGGACAAUAUAAAAUACCCGAUGAUUAUAAAAUUAAAACUAUUUGGGGCAAACCAAAUAAAGAAAUUACAAUUAUCGCUUCUAUUAAUUAUGUUAAUAAUCAACCAAUUUAUAAAAUUGAAUGGGUUAAUAAAAAAACUUACAAAGAAGAAGAAGUUUAUUCAGAUAAAUCGUCAUCAAAUGCAGCAUUAUUAUUUUCAAAGAAAUAUAAUGAAGGAAAAAAAACUGCAUAUCCUGGUCCAGAAAUAUUUGGUUUACAAAUAGAAUGUGUAGAAAAAGAACG
This is a messenger RNA of Cetraspora pellucida, 346 nucleotides long. The record is from the annotation of a GenBank genome assembly. NCBI's taxonomy places the organism in Eukaryota, Fungi, Glomeromycota, Glomeromycetes, Diversisporales, Gigasporaceae.